AUGCUACCGCGGGCGCUAGGCAGGCAGUGUGAGGGAAAGAUGGCCGCCGACGUGAGUGUCUGGCCUCUGGAAGAGGAUGGGAGCAUGUCCGUCGGGGAGGAACUGCUCAGUUCCACUUAUCAUAAGAAUCUGAAUGUUAUCAUCGCGUUGACGAAGAAUCUUGCGAUGAAGAUUUACGACGUCAGUUCGGGGCAUGUCGUCUACGAAGCGUCGAAAUUCAAGGAAUUUUGUUUUGGUAAUGAUGUUACCUUGGAUUACCUACCUGGAUUGGACAAGCUGUUGGUUGUGGAGAGAUCUGUUGGAACUGUGGGAAUCCGUAAAGAUCAUCAGGGUGUGCUACUUCUAGAUAGCAUUCUUCAAACUCCCAAACAAGCACAAGAUUUGGAUAGCAUGGCCAUGGAACUCAUUUUGCAAGAGGGAAUAGUUUUCAUGCAGUCUCUCCAGAAUGUGCCAUUGGCUCAGUAUGAAGAUGAUGUUGCACCUUUAUUGACACAGUUAUUGACAGAAGUAAAAGCUAUGCAAAAAUCAAUUCACAAAAACCCAAAGAUGGCCAAGUGGGCAACAAUUCAUGUGAGGCGACCUCUUGAUGGCCUUCGGUCAGUUUCCCGAGCAAUAAUGCAAGAGUUACGCCAGAAAAGCCACUGUGUCAACAUACCUGCUCUACCAGUGGCAGCUGCGAUAUCAGAUCGGGUCCAAGUCAUGGAAUCAAGCACUAAGGAUGAGAUUGUAGUGCUCACAUCAGUUUAUAAUAUCAACGAUCGGAGUCUAAUGAUCAGUGAAGCUGCCCGACGGGAGACCUUUGCUGCUUGGCCACAUUCUCUCUACAAGUGGGCAAGACCAGAUCUAAUGGCACAGGCUGGAUUCUAUCACAAUCCUGUAUCAUCUGGGGAUGAUCGAGCCAUGUGCUUCACGUGCACUGUUUGUCUUGUGUGCUGGGAGCCUACUGAUGAACCCUGGUCCGAGCACGAGAGACAUUCUCCAUCGUGCCCUUUCGUGAAAGGAGAAUACACUGAAAAUGUACCUGUUUCUGUCUCCUAUGCUACUGCCCCUGCCCUGAGCCAUGGGGAGAGUUGGGAAAGCAUUGCAUGCAUUAGUGCAUCAUCCCAUUCUCAGCUUGUUGCUACUUCCACUCGUGAUGGACAUAUAGUAGUAUGGAAUGCUACACGUCUACUCAAGAAAGAAGUUGAGCUACACCUGAUCUCAAGGGAAGUAUACAGUGAUGAGCAUCUUACCCAGCAAGUCAAGCAUCCCCAUGUGACCAAAGAAGCAUGGGUGGAGCCAAAAGUGAAGUCACAUGAGGAAAAUUUACCAGAAGUGGAUGGGGGGAAAACAGCACUAGAAGUGGAAGCUCCCAUGGACAGUGAAAAAAUUGAACUCAACCCCUUGGAACAUCUCUCUGAUCUCCUUGAUCACAUCUCGCAAGUGUUUCGCAAGGACGAAAUCCACGUGACAUCAAUCUGUAUAACAGGUGGAGAGCUGAAAGAUCCUAGUUUCUUACUGUCUGCUUCAGAGGAUGUCAGUAAGAAGGCUGCUGAAGAGGCAAAGAGUAUGCCACCUGUCCUCAUUGUGGGUAUCUUGGUUGACGAUGAUCUGAAAAAGCGGCGUCAGAAGUCACCUCAGGAUGAUGCAAAUGCCUCUUCUAACCAUCUCUUUCCCUGUCUUCUGGUCUAUAAUAUAUGUCAAAAGGGUCCAGAGUAUUAUCACUUAGAAAAGAGGAAGUCAAGCUCCACACAGGGCUCCAAUGGGAAGACAAGACGUGUGAGGAAGUACCUACCCAGUCAGAGUUCGACAUCCUCAGCUCCUGUUGACAUGGCUGACUCUGAGGAAGAGGAAGAAGAAUUUUUUGAAUGUCUUGGCUUAGACACAACUGAUGCAAGUGCCAUCAGUCCUCCAACAUCUGCUACUGUGACAGAAAAACCUGACAGUGUCCCUGAGCCACCUCCUGUCCAGAUUAGUGAACAUGCUCCUGCAUAUGAGGCUGUGAUGGUUCAAGUCCUUCAUCUGCCUGCCCCUGUUGGAACCAGAGACUGCCAAAUAAAAUUUAUUGAGGGGUUACCCAAUGGGAAAGGAGUGCUUGUAGCUGCAGUUCCUGAAGAUGAAAGUGAGAAGUCAUUUUUAAUGGUGUAUCAUAUCAAUGAGGAAGGGGAUCGAGCCAUGCUGCAAGAGGAACCGUCUAAGCUGGUACGAAUAUAUGGUCAUCCCACGGCCCUGUCAGUGCUUCCUCCAGACUUCAGUGAAGAUCUUCAGUAUUCUGGACAAGUUCCAGGGAUGGCCUUUGCGGCUGUGGCCACUGACAAAGGCUGGCUUCGAGUCUACGAGUUGACCACUCUGAAUACAUCUGCAUGUGCUUACACGCGUUCUGAGCAGAUGUCACAUGUCAUAUCCAUCUUUUAUUGUUCAAGCAUAGACAGAUUGUGCUGUGUCUUCUCAAGUGGACACCUAUACUUCUUCCAUGUGAAGUCAAAGCUGGGUAGUGAAUGGGGGCCCAUAUUGGAAGCUCCAGAAUCCUCCAGUUUGGGAUCCUACAUUUCUCAGAAAGCUGAAGUUGGAUCUCCUGUGAAGCGAUCUCGCCUUGCAUCAGACUCAGGAGGACUGUGCCGAUGGCCACAUUUGACCGGUAGACUGAUGGCGCAUUUUGAACUCAUACCCAAUGACCGAUCACCUGGAAGCGAUAAGGAGCAAGUGUUCGAACUAACUCUCAUCCGUGCCGCCAUAGUGGGCCACAUUGACUUGCGCUUCUCACUUUCUCCUGGUGCUCCUCCACCCAACAUUCAAGUGACUGUAUUGAAGCAGAACAGAGCACCAGUGACUCAAGCCAAGAAGGACUCUAGAGUUGAUUCUUGUGUCUCAUUUCCCCUUUCUCAGAAAAGUCAAGCAUCCCUGGAAGAGGUUGCAGAUUCAUACAAUGCAGAGAUCUUAUGUGGACCUGUGGAUUUAGUAAAAUGUUUAGAUUUGAGUGGCAGCGAAGGUGUGGUCACUCUCACCAGCCCUAAAUUGGUCACUUCCCGAUGCAAGACCUUCCUUAUCCAUCUCAGGGAUAUGUCACCUAAAGAGGAUCAUAAUGGGAAGGAAGGAGAUUGGAAGGAUGGGAGUCCUCAGUUCCCUCAACCACCACCUCCUUUCUGGAAUUAUAAGAAGUUCCGUCGUGGAACUCAGCCUUUGGCUCAGACUCAGAGCAGCAUUGAAUAUCCAGGAACUUCUGCUCGUGCAUACAAAGAUUCCCACCCUGCAGGAUGCCAUCUCCUGACGGAGAUUGCCAUCACAGUCCGAAAAUUUAAGAAAUCAAACAAUCAAGUUGAUAGGGUGGAAAGGCCAUUUCUUCUGUACUCUUGGGAGUUCCAUGAGCGAUUGCUCAAUGUGGCAAUCCGGCAGACACAAGUGGAAGGAACCAAGAAUCAAGAAUCAGCCCAGAUUUUGGCUCUUGACAUCUUGAAUUGGAUAGCUGGAACCCAGGCCCAAGCAACAAGCAUGAGAGAAAAGAGCAUUUUCCCUCUUAUUUCCUCCCACUUGAACCAACUUGUAGGUUCAUGCAUAAUUCGUGGACAUCGAACCCUGGCACAUAAGGCAGCCAUCCUCCUCAUCACAUACCUGGAGCAAGAUGAAGUAAAUGAAGAUGGGAAUGAGCGAUCAGUGUCAAAGGAUCUUCUGUCUGUCCUGGUUGAGUGGUUACCCGGUACAUUGGAGUCCCAGUCUGCUGGUGCACUGCACUGGUUCUUCCUUUUUCUCAAUCACCUGAUGAAAAGUCUUCCCUCAAACACUGCAUGGCCCAGGGUUAUUGAACUGUUGCUGGAAAUUUCACGUCAACUGCAGCAGAGAUCCAACCCAUAUUACUCCAUAUUGCAAUCACGCCUCAUGAUUGCAGCAUUGAAGGCCCUCAAAUAUGCAAAGCCAGGCGAGAAGUACAUGACACGAUUGGCUCGCACAUUGAAUGUCUUGAAGCUUCGCACAUGGCAUAUGUAUGGAUUGUAUGGGAUCCCAUUUGAGAGUGAACUGUUUGAUAUUGAUCCUCCGGAGAUCAUCCCAGCUUCCUCAAAUCCAGUGACAUUUGCAAGUGUCUGCUCUGCAUUUGGUGGUGCGGGUCCUGCCUCGGGAUCAGUUUGGAGCCCCUGCCCCGUAAGCAACAUCAACAACAAUGCUGGCCACAGCAACAACAACAACAACCUCAGCAGUGGUGGAGGUGGGAGAGGCAAUGGAGAGUCCAGGGAUUCUUCAUCUCCAUUCGGGAAUGGGGAAGAUCUAGACCUCCGCCGAUUAGUGAACUUGUGGGGAAAUGACAUAUCGGCUUCCAGCUCUGCAUUGCUACGAGGACUUGUACCAAAGUCAACUUCUCAGUUGAAGGGAUUGCUGGAAGUAGAGCCUCUGCAUUUUGUCUGUCACUCAGCUAGUGAUGGAACAAGAUUGGAAGCUGUGCAUGUUGGUGCAGGAACAAGUCAUGGUCCAUCGGUUUCUAAUAUCACCAUGGCAUCCUCCCUGCCAUUAGACAUUGGCUCAAGGUCAGGAUCACCCAGUGAGCAAAAGGAAGGUGUACUCCAAUUUGCAAUUGAUCACAAUGAUGACUCACAGAGACAGCAUCAAAUGGAAGACAAUGGAAACAACAAUGCAGGGGAGGAUUCAAGCAACACUGAAGACAUUCCUGACUGGGUUGAUGUGAAGCUUGUGGCAAAAUCCUGGCUAAGGCUUCUUCAGGUUCCAAUGCAAUAUAUGAUGAACAUCGAGCGCAUGCAUUCUGGGGCUCGAAGAUAUGUUAUCCUGGAUUUUGAGCAGCCUGUGUAUCUCACAGACAUCUUCUUUCCUGCCUGCUCUGAUCUCAUCUCGGUUUCCAUUGAUGUGUGGCUUGAAAAAGAAGAUGUGGACGGAGAUCGGAUAGUUCUUGCGGUUGAUAUUGGAAGUAGGGACCUGCUCCUAUCUGAUCUUCAUCCACCUCCCAUUUGUCGGUAUCUUAAGGUGACAGCAAUUGGGAGGUAUGGGAUGAACACAACUAAGUGUCGCAUCCCAAUAGGGAUGUUCUAUGGCCAUUCCCUGCUUGUAUCUCAGGAUGGUGGGACUUUAGAUUCCAAGCAUAAGUCUGCCAUCAAGGAGUGUUUGCAGCUGCAGCAGCAGCUGAAUCUUGUUCGAAGUGUGAUGCAGCACAUUAGACAAUUGGAAGGAACCUCUUUCAAUCAAGGAGACCACAGGAUAUCAUGGGACUCAAGGACUUUGCGACAGGACAUCAAGGGAGUCUGUACAGACAAGCUCCAGAAGAUCUCAGCAUAUCUUCUUGGCAUCCUUUCUCAAAUGGCCCUCACACCACCUUUUCUGCCAAAAAUGAUGGGAGAGCUAUUGACUGAGGAGCGAUGUAGUGAACUGUUCUGGCACCUGUGUGUGAAUGGAAACCCCCAGAUGCAGUUGGGUGUGGGGUCACUUCUAUUGGGAGUGGGUGCCAUUCAACAAUGGUGGGGUCAUUACCUCACUACAACCAUCACUACACUUUUUAACUCAGCUCAUGCAUUCCUCUUUCCUCAAGAUCGGGUCUUCUCAUUGUUGGCAUACCUGGGGCAACAGUCAGUGCUGAGGAACCAGAAUCUGGGUGUUCUAUCAAGUGUGCUUGCUCAGUGUGCUCGCUUAUUGGCUCCCUUGCUUGCCAGUCCCCACCCCAGUGGAGGAUUUGUGAUGACCACAAUUGACUUACCAUUGCUUUCCUGGCUACUUCUUUUCUUGUCCCUUUGCCUCAGUGCCCUUCAGACAUCCCACAGUGAGACUCCUAAAGACAACAAGGGGGCAGGUAGAGACAGGUGGAAUUUCCUCUUGGGUGAUGCAGCUCUGCAUCACAGAUCAGGUGCAGGUGGGGGAGGAAGUGGAAGCAGAACAAGCUCUAAAGCCUUAGAACGCAGUCGCCUUUCCAAGAAGCUUCUUCAUCACAAACAACAGCUGCAAAAUAUAGAAGCCAUGAAGGCUGCUGCAGCAUCUGUUGCAAAGCACUUCAAGGACCUGAUAUCUCUACGUAUAUCUGAGGCCAGUCUCUUGCAUGGUGGAAGAGAUGGCAGGGAUGCUCAGGGCCAGUCAAAUGGCCAGCCUGGAACAAGUGCUCAGAUUUCUAUCUCUGAAGGGCCCCUGAAAAAAGAAGCUCUGUUCCUAAAGCAUGGAGAGUGUUUGAGUGUAGCAAAAGCUCUUCUUUCAUUGCUACUGUCUCCAGAUGCAUCAAUUCACUCAGACAUAUUCCUCCUCACUUUGAAGGUGCUGUCACAGCUGGCAAGUGCCUCCAACCCCCCUAUCUGUCUCCAUGAAAUUGCUCAGCUGGAAGAGGUGGAGCAACUCCUCCGCCUUGCCAUUGCAUCAAGGAAUGCUCAUGUGACUUGGGCUGGCUCAUGGACUGCGCAUGCUAUUAUGACUUUCCUUCAAGAUAUCCUGAAAGGGGAGCGUGAUUACCGUGAAAACAAUGAGUCCGAGGAUCGGCAAGAAGAAGAAAACAUUGGGGAGGCUGCAGUUGAGACAGAUGUUAUAGAUGUUCCUGAAGAUGGGGCAGAAUCUGGUGCUUCUUCUGCAAUGAAUGGAGAUAUUGCCAGUCCUCCUCCCUCAACUUCAAAAGGAAUUGACAGCUUGGACUUUAUGGAAUGGGAGGAGCCAUUGGGAUUCUUCUCCUCUAUGGAUGAUUCUGAAGACCUUUCUCAAGACCAGGUUUUGAUCCUCUCCUGUGAGGAGAUGCAGGCUCCAAAUAUACAAGCAGCUGUCGAUUUAGACAGUGAGAGUGACAGUGAUGAAGGAAUGCCAUCUUGGGAUGAUUUUGAGUCUACUGUUGAAGGCCUUAAAUUUCCAAGUAUGCCACCCAAGCAGACUUCAACUCCUGUUGCUCCAUCCAAUCUUCCUCCAAAAAAGGCCUGGGGAGGAAAGUUCUUGGGCAUGCAGCCAUCCAAACAGGGAUCCCAAAACUCCUUCUGCAAGGACCUGUUCAAAGACCUUUUGACAAACACUUCAUCCAGCCAAGGACAGAUACGAAUCUCAACGGGGAUGGAUGUAAGGCUAGAAGCAGGGAUAGGUCUCCUCCCAGAAAUUCGUCUUCAGGGCUUAUCAUUAGCAUUGGCCAAUGCUUUAUCCUCAGCAAUAUCUUCAAAUGCAGUGAUCCAGGAUAAUGGUGGAGCUGCGAGAAGACAAAGAUCUGAGAAUGCUAGUGGAUUGAUGAGCAUUGAACUCCUCACUACAUGCUUUGACCAUUUAUUCACUCAACUCAAUAAUAGAGUGGAUGCUGGAAGUGUUGAAAGCCUCCUUCAACUCUGGUUGCUGAUUAACUGUGAAGUUUUCUCUGAUGCAAGACCUGUCACAUGCCCAUCUUGUGAUCAGAGCAUUGUGCCUGUCAUAACACUCAGCCCUCUUGCCAUCUCCAGUCUCCUCUCUACUUUGGAUUGGCUUCCCCAGGUUGGGCCCAGUGUUGUGAAUGCAUUUCACACAUUCCUGGUGAGGCUGCAGCUCCGUUGUGAUGUGACUACCCCAACAAGUCAGCUUGGGAUCCAUCUGAAGACCCUUCUGUUGAAGCUUUUAUACCAGGUCACUUCAGGUGGCUCCAUCCAGAUGCUCCAUGGACCACUUGAUGCUCAAUGUCGAUUUGUGUCCCAGUUGCUCCUUCUUCACUAUGACAAUGUGGAUCCUGGCACCAUCAUGAGUGUGAUUGAAAGCAUUUGCUUGCUUGUGCACAAUGUGCUCAUGAACCCAAGCUUAUUGAAGUGCCGAACCUCAUCCCAGUCAGAAGAUCUUAGUUCUACCUGCUUUGGAGGAAUUCUCAGUUCUCUGAUGGCAAAUGCAGCAGCCUCUGAGGGCAACAAGCAGGCACAAGCAGCUACCAGAGAAGCUCUAUUUUGCAAUUUACUCCGUCUUGUGAAUCGCUUGAUCAUCACUCCACUGCCCAGUCGACAGUUGAGAGGUGGGGGAGGAGCUCCAUCCUGGUCAUCCACACGGGAAACCCCAUUGACUGACUCUUCUAAGAUCAGACAACAACAGCAACAACAACAGCUUCAGCAAGAACGAGGUGCCUCUCCUGCAUCCAGUGAAACAGAUGAGUCUAAAGCAAGCCAUUCCCAGUCAGCUGCACUGGCCAGACCACCAACUCCUCCUCGGUGUAGUCACCAGACACCUUUGGCCUCGACUGCUUUCAUGGCAGAUUAUGUUCUGGGAAAUCAAAGCAUCAUGAACAUGCUCUUGUCAUCCAUGUCACACUGUACUGGGAAUGCAUUAGCCAUGCUACUCCUGGAUGCUGACCCAACAUCAUGGGACCUCGAGGAUCGUGUGAUGUUUGGUGAUCCAACAUCCAUUGCCGAUGGCCUCUUCCAGCUUCUGAUGACCUUGAAUCAAAAAGCCUCCACCAUCAGUCUGGUGCUGAAUCCUCUCCAUACAUACCUUCUUGGAUCUGGUGGUGGCUUAGCCCCUCAUUCAAAUGUUCCACGACUCUCAAAGCCGCUGUUAUGGUUUGUGCUACGUGUGCUUGACUGUCCCCAGGCAGUGCGGGAAUUUAAUGCCAUGGGAGGAAUUCAGGGUCUUUGUAAUAACUUGGUUCGGUCUGCUUUGUCCAUGAGCAACCCCCAUCCAUCACUUGUUUCAACAAUGAUGCAGUACUUGAUUAAAGCUCAUGAGCCACCCCCAUCUUCCCAAAAGAAGUCAGAGCUUGCUUCCACUUCAACAAAUUAUGAUGGACUCAUCAAUAUAGCUCCACUGGGGAACAUCUGGUGUACCAGUCCUAGUGCACAGCACCCAGAGAUCCUGAUUCGUUCAUUGCCAGCUCAUAGAAGAGCUCGCACUCCAGCUUGGUCCCAUCAUUUCUUCCCAGGAGAUCCCACUGAGCAAUGGGUUGAUCUAAUACUCAACCUCCCAUGUGCUGUGCUCCUCAAGGAAGUCCAACUGCAACCUCACCUGUCCUCAUUGGCUACCUGUCCUUCAGUAGUUGGCAUUGAAAUCAGCCGGGAUCCCAGAUCCCCACUGCUGCCCUUGGGGGAGGCACUCCCUACCAGUGGCCUCACCCUUAUCCGAUUUCGCUUGACAAAGCCAGAAGUAGCUUCAACUAUCCUCCUAAGACUCUACAAACCCAAGGAUUCAUCAAACAUAGGUUUGAGCCAAGUGAAGGUGUAUGCUUCAACCACAUUUGGGGAUGCCCUCACCCAUUUAUCAUCUACAUCUGAGCUCUCCAAGGAAGAUCUUCAUCUGAAGCUCAGCAUGGGGUGGCUGAGGCUGUUGGAUCAUUGCCUGACAAUAGCAGAGACUCCCUCUCCAUCUCAAUCAGAUGGGGAGUUUCUUCAUUCCCAGCUGAUGAACUCUGUGAUGUCAGUUGGGACCAUGAUACCAGCCUCUGUUACUCUUCUCACAUCCCCUAUACCAACAUCAUGUAUCACUGGACUGGAACGUCUCCUCCUCCGUAUUGGGCUUCAGUAUCCCACUUCUUCGCCCCUCUUACUUGAGAAUCUCCUUCGUGUUGCCAAGUCUCCUCAUUCUCUUGGUUGGAAAGAACUGAGCGAUUCACGGGGAGUGGAUUCAGUGACAGAACUCCUCUUUCGGGUGUGUAUUGUGGGCCUAGGUGGGGAGUCAUCUUCUCAGAGUCGAACAUCAUCUCAUAUACAUCACCUUCUCCUUUGGCUGGUUGACCUGUCUCAUUCAGUCAUUCAAGCUCAGGUGAGUUACUCCUCAGAACAUGACAGGCUGAUUCAGCAAGAGUCAUCUCCUCCUGCAGUUUAUGUACACUGCAUUGCAGCCAUAUUGUGGCAAAGUUCAGAUGCCUCUGCUCUCAGUGAGAACCUUGUGAAGUCAUUGUAUCACUGGAGCAUGCACUUGCCUAUGAAGUCACUGUUGAAGAGAGCAAUAGAUUGGGUCCUGUGCUCUGUAUGUCACCUUGAGCCCCUUUUCCUUCUCCGCAUACUUGAAUGGAUGCACCUUGAACCCCCAGGCUCAGAAAGUGGAACUUCUAUGACAGAUGACAGAAAGGAUGAAGGAGGGGAUGUGCAGAUGUCUGUCACAGAUGAUGGGAAAGAAACCGAGGCUGGAUUGUGCUCUCAUGAGAACCACUUAUCAACCCUUGCUAUCAUUGCUCAGUCACCAAAGGCAGUGCAGCAAUUGAUUCGAACAGGAUUACCAGAUUUUCUUGCUCGAGCUCUGCAUGACUUUUCGAGGGGAGAAGGUGAAAGAGAGGCAGACAUUAGUGAUUCAUCUGGACCUGGUGGCACAUACCUGACUGACAUGGACAAGGCGUCAAGAGUUUCUAGGAUUGCUGCAUGGAAGGUGGAUAAGAGCCUGGCAAGAGGGAUCCUAAGCAUGUUCACGGAGCUGUGUGGUGAAGGGGAAUGGAGGGACUGGGCAGGUGGACCUCAGGGAAGUAUAUUUUGGACUCCCCUUCUGAGCAAGCUCUCUGCCUCCUCACAUUCUUCAAUGAGGAAUGAGGAAGAUGGAGCAUUGGAGGAGGCAGCUAUUAGAUUCUUUGCCGCAUGCUGCUGGGCUCAUCCAUCCAAUCAGCAGCUGCUUGCUUCUGCUCUUUACUAUCUCAUUUCCAUCCAGGAGAAGAUUGCUCCAGUUGCAUCAGCGGUUUUGCAUGGGAUGACGGGAUUUGCGAGGCGGUGUGUUCUGCAGCUGCUUCUUGAGAGUGAGAAGAUCUAUGUGCACAUAGAAGGGAAAGAAAAGCUGAAGAAGCAGUCAACACUGGGGCUCAUCACUCAUCCUCGAUUUGGUGCAGGUCAUCGACAUUUUGUCCUUUACACCAACCUCUCCACUUCCUGCUCAGAUCUCAUCAAGUCAAUCACUGGGAAAGACACUACUGGAAGCCAAGGAAACCCAGAGGGAAAGGAAGGAUUGCAAGGGGAUUGUACCAUUGCCACAGAUGCACUCAGGAAAGACAUAAACAACUAUGGCCUCGAAUUGGUUGACCACUUGGCCACAGGGCUCCUGGCACGAGACAGUGAAAAAAUGGGGAAUCAGAGCCCUGACGGAUGGGAGGGCAUUGCAUCAACAUCCAAUCGAUCUCCUGAGGUGGAGGCCUACCUCUCCCAUCCCAAAAUACCUGGCACAUUCCUCUCGGGCUCCUGUACGAUUGGGAAGAUCCUUGCAUAUCUCCAUUCCAGGGGGCAUUCUCUUAGUGCCCCUGUGGUCUCUCUCACACUAAGACAAGCACCUGGUUCUGGAAAAGCAUCUGCAGGUGGAGAUCCAGAAGGAGAGAAAGAAGAGGUGCUCUCAGAAAUUUUUCCAUUAACCAGUACCCUUCAGGUCUUUGCCAAGAUGGGAGGCCUGGCACUGAUUGCACAGCGUCUCCCACUCUUCUAUCUCAACAUGCCUUGUGAAGUUGGCUUGACCCCUGGUUCACAAAGUAGUCAUGCAGGGAUGUAUGGGGAAAACGAUGGGGACUGGAUAAAGCUAGAUGAGGAAAUCUAUGAUGAAUUCUCUGUGGCUGACAAUUACUUACUGGUUGAUGGCCAUGCAGUCGGACCCAGGAGCAACCACAGCGCACUCCUGACAUUCCCUCCACAUUCUCUUUGUGCUUUUCGCAUGUUUCUUGAAUUACCUGGGUAUGCUGAGGUUGUCCUUCAAGAUGCUCAACCAGCACAGUGCCUUCUCAGGCUUUGCCUUGGAGUCAUGCAUGAUGGAGAUGGACGUGAGAUCUUCGGACUGCCAUUGGCUGCAUCGCUUCCAUAUUCCCCAUUCACAUGGCUCACAAGCCUCUUGUCCCAGUGGCCUUUGACAACUGAUGAUGGAGUGCUGCUGAGGCGGAGAGCUGUAGAAACAUGGUCAUUGCAUCUCAUCCUCACGUGCCUUGCUGCUCUCAGUCGGCAAUCAUGCAACAUCCCACUUGCUGGUCCCUAUGAGAAACUCAUAGUUGGUGCCAUGCGAACCAGUUUGUCCAUGCCAGCCCCCACUGCCUGGCAACCUCCAGCAAAUGGCAGUAAUGGGACUGGUGGCACCACAUCUGCCACCACCAACACCACCACCACUACCACCACCAGCAAGGUCUCUGUCUACCCACAGCCUCCAAAUGAAGAGAAGUCCAUGAAUUAUUGGGCCAAGGGGACUGGAUUUGGGACAGGAAGCACUGCACCUGCAUGGGAUGUGUCCCAAGCACUUGCCAGGCAGCGGCAUCUUGAGGAACAUGUGGCUGGACUUUUGCGUGUCAUUGCAGCUUUCAUCAAUCCAAGUGAAAUGAAAAAGUCACAGCGAAAUGGGAAUGGAGAGGGAACAGAAACUGAUGGAAGCCACCUUCUCCCAUCCUGCCUACCCACAUUGCUUCAGCAGUCCUGUCUCCAAGCCACCAUCUGUGCCUAUUUGAGGAAUGACUCAGUUCUGGACAUGGCACGGCACGUCCCCUUGUACCAGGCCGUGCUGGUCCUCAUCCGAUGCCUGGCCAAGAGGCAGUGUCUCGUGAGGUUGCUACUCUCUCAGACUGCCAACAAUUCUGAGCCUCCAUCACAGCAUGAAGGGGGGAUCCUCCCUCUUCUUGCUCAGAUGAAAACUUGUGUGGAUACCUAUGCUAGUCGGCUUAGUCGAGGAAGGGUUGGGGAGAAGGCAAAGACCAAGGAAGAAGAGGAGCAGGAUGAAGGACUGGCUCAACUUAUUCCUGACAUUCAACAUACCUGUGAUGUUGUCAAGGAGGCAACAAGUAAUCUGGUGGUCAUGCAAAGGCAGAUAGAGGAACAUGAAGCAUCUGGUGAACUAACUGUGAUCCCAGCAUCUCCCAAGGUCUCACGGCAAGAACGAUAUCUUGAAGUCAUGAAGGCUCUCCAAUUUGAUACUUAUGAGAUGAUGGUGGAGGAUGAGGAUGGAACAGUACGUUUCACAGUCGCCUUCCACUUUGAGGCAAAUGCAAGAGGUGCUGCCGAGCGAAGUCGUCCGAUGCGGAUGAAGCGCUUAGCUCAAGAGACAGUCACUCUUUCUACUGCUCUCCCACUGUCUUAUUCCAGUGGGGUUUAUGUACGCUGUGAUCAAGAUCGACUGGACAUCAUGAAGGUGCUGAUUACGGGACCAGAAGACACACCAUAUGCAAAUGGUUGCUUCGAGUUUGAUGUAUUCUUCCCAGCCGAUUACCCUCAGAGCCCAAUGCAGGUUCACCUUGCCACAACAGGCCGACACACGGUACGAUUUAACCCAAAUCUCUACAAUGAUGGAAAGGUAUGCCUGAGUGUCCUCAACACAUGGCAUGGGAGGCCAGAAGAAAAGUGGAAUCCCCAGGCAUCUAGUCUCUUGCAGGUGUUGGUAUCAAUCCAGAGCUUGAUCCUGGUAAAUGAGCCAUACUUCAAUGAGCCAGGCUAUGAAAGGUCUCGUGGGACUCCUGCUGGGACAGCCAGCUCCCGGGAAUAUGAUUCCAACAUCCGACAAGCCACUGUGCGGUGGGCCAUGCUUGAGCAACUUAGAAACCCUUGUCCCUGCUUCACUCAGGUAAUAAAAAAGCAUUUUUGGAUGAAACGGAAGGAUGUGACAAAACAGAUAGAAGGCUGGAUCACAGAGAUGGAGGGAUAUUCAACAGACAAACGCACUGGCCGCUCGAUCUCUCUCAACACCCAGGCACUUAGGCGGCACUUUGCCCAGCUGAAAGAGGAACUGGGGAAGAUGACUCCACCCGUGGAGGACUUCCCGAGCGAUGAGGACAACGACCCCGACCGUGAUCAUGACAGAAAUGGGGACCAGAAGGAAGAUGACAAGGAGAAGGGGGUCCAAGUGGUCAAUUCUCGCUCUCAGGGGACCCAGGCCUCGGGGGGUGUGAAGACCAUCCGUGUCUGAUUCUCUCCUGCUAUUUAUUUCUCCCAAAGAUGCAGCUGAGAGAUGCCUGGUCCAGUCUGUACGUGCAUUUCUGGUGAUCGGUAGAAUGGUGCCCUGAAUAUUUCUGCAUAAUGAAUGUUUUCAAUGUACACCUAUGAGAAACAAGAAACCUAUAUGUCAUGAUCUUGAACA
Molecule: messenger RNA, 13878 nt
Organism: Darwinula stevensoni
Lineage: Eukaryota; Metazoa; Arthropoda; Ostracoda; Podocopida; Darwinulidae
Source: the annotation of a GenBank genome assembly